Tetrapisispora phaffii CBS 4417 is the source of this 1119-nucleotide messenger RNA. RefSeq names its product triacylglycerol lipase (gene LDH1). The record is from RefSeq and is a predicted model, not a curated record. The transcript has a single exon. Lineage: Eukaryota; Fungi; Ascomycota; Saccharomycetes; Saccharomycetales; Saccharomycetaceae. Bases 1 to 1119 code for a protein of 372 amino acids.
AUGGAGACUAUCAACGAGGCAUGCGACUUCAGGCCUGAAAUAGACGAUUCAUUGACCAUGGAGGGUAUUGUCAAUGAGUAUCAGGCACUUUUUUUCAAUGCCAGACUUAUGACUGUGGUUGGCAACGAUCUACUGGUAGGAACAAAGAAUUUUCAAUUGAAAUUUAUAAAAGAACAUGAGCAAUACCUGGAUGUGAGUAAUGAUGAUAAGGGGUUGAGUGGGUCCGUAAGGAUAUGCCAUAAUUUAAAGGAGCAGAGUAGUAUUGAUGAGAUAUAUAUAUUUAUACACGGUCUAGGCGGAAGUUUAGAACAAUUCCUACCAUUACUGAAAUUGACUGACUUAUCAAACAAAUCAUUCAUUGCAGUGGAUCUGCCUGGAUUUGGGCAAAGUGAGUUCAAUGAUGAAUACAAUAUUGCUAAUUAUUCAAUGUCAAGUAUAAUUGGUUUUCUAAAGAGUCAGGUGUUUUCUCGCUACCUAACCACUAAUACAAAAAUAAUUUUAACAGGACACUCUAUGGGUUGUUAUCUCGCAUUACAUUUCUAUCAGCAAUACAAGACUGAAUAUCAAAUCCAAAAAAUAGUAUUACUGGCACCACCGAAUCCUCACGAGACUAGAUUAGAUAAGUCAAAUUAUUCUACUAGGUUUAUAAUUAGAACAAUGUUCAGUUGGUCGUGGAUCUUCGAUUUUUACAGGAAAAGGUUCGAUCAAUCAAAAGGCCUUCAAUCUUCUGGUAUUAAAAGCUUCUUCCAUGAUAUCUCAUUUGAUAUAAUACCAGAAAACGUACAAAAUAUAUAUCUACGGCUAUUGCAAUUCUCACACAAUAUUCAAAUUAAGAGCAAGUCUUUAAUGGGAUACUUGUACGGGUGGGAUCCAAUCGAUUGGAACAAGAUUGUGAAACUUGCCAAUGAAGAUACAAAUUUAGAGAGUGUGAUCGCAUUAUGUGGCGUUAAUGAUAUGAUUACACCUUUAGAAUAUUCCAGAACUAUUAUUAAUAAGUUUAAAAAUAGUAAUUUACAGAUUGUAGGAACUAUUGAAAUUGAAGACUGCUCUCACAAUUUAUCUUUCGAUAAUCCCACAAAGGUGGCAACAGCUUUUUACGAUAACGUUCUUAAGAAAUAA